Molecule: messenger RNA, 4063 nt
Organism: Nilaparvata lugens (brown planthopper)
Lineage: Eukaryota; Metazoa; Arthropoda; Insecta; Hemiptera; Delphacidae
Product: zinc finger protein 239-like
Exons: 4
Coding region: 119-1309 (396 amino acids)
Biological process (GO): regulation of transcription by RNA polymerase II
Cellular component (GO): nucleus
Molecular function (GO): RNA polymerase II cis-regulatory region sequence-specific DNA binding; DNA-binding transcription factor activity, RNA polymerase II-specific
Source: RefSeq, a predicted model, not a curated record
UGCUGUCUGAGACAGCGAGUGUUUUGUCAAUUUUAGUGUCUGGCUGAAUUUCUUAUUAAAAAUUAGAAUUUAAAUAUUUACAAAUCUCUUGAUAAUCAGUUUAAUUCUAUUAUUAGUUAUGAGUGUUCCGGUCAAGAGAGAGAAGCAGGAAGGUGGAUUUGCAGAACUUCAAUUGACAACAAAUAACAUAAAACAGGAGCUAAUAACCUCAGAGGAAGCCCCAACUACUGCUCAGAUGGCGACAGUUGCCGUAGAUAGCAGCCAAGAACCAGCGCCAGAGUGCAGCACUGCAUUCGCUCCAACCGAUAAUGACUUCAGCCAACAACAUUAUUUAAUCCCUGGCUACAAUCUAAUAUUCAUCAAAGAAGAAGAUUCCCAAGAUGGAGAAGACAUUUCAGAAGAAGUUGACUUUGGCGCAGUGAAGAGUGAAGCAGAAAUGUGGCCUCCUAUCAGCGGCACUGCCAAUGCAACAGAAGUGGGUGGUUCGGAUGCACAUUUAAUCUCUCCAGUGGAAAAGUGCACUGAGCUAACAGUGGCUGGCAAAGAGACCAAGCUCUACAGCUGUGCCGACUGCAGCUAUAAAAGUCCAUGGAUUUAUGAUUUGAAGAGACACAUUAGAACACACACUGGGGAAAAACCAUUCAGUUGUAACUUCUGUGACUAUAAAUGUGCUACUUUAGGUAAUUUGAAGAGCCACAUCAGAACACACACUGGUGAAAAACCUUUUAGUUGUAAAUUUUGUGAUUUUAAAUGUGCCACUUCAGGCUAUAUGAACAUACAUAUCAGAACACAUACAGGUAAAAAACCAUUUAGUUGUAACUUUUGUAACUACAAAUGUGCUCAAUCAAGUGUUUUGAAGAUACACAUCAGAACACAUACUGGUGUAAAACCAUUCAGUUGCGAAUUCUGUGACUAUAAAUGUAGUCAGAAAUCUUACUUGAAAUUACAUCUCAGAUCACAUACAGAUGAAAAACCAUUCAGUUGCGAAUUUUGUGACUUUAAAUGUAAUCGGAAAUCUAAUUUGAAAUUUCAUAUCAGAACACAUACAGAUGAAAAACCAUUUAAUUGUAACUUUUGUAAAUACAAAUGUGCUCAAUCAAGUGAUUUGAAGAAACACAUCAGAACACAUACUGGUGUAAAACCAUUCAGUUGCGAAUUUUGUGACUAUAAAAGUAGUGAGAAAUCUAGUUUGAAAUUACAUCUCAGAACACAUACAGGUGAGAAACCAUUCAGUUGUAAGUUUUGUGACUACAAAUGUGCUUUUUCAAGUGCUUUGAAGAAACAUAUCAGAAGACACACUGGUGAAUAACCAUUCAGUUGUGACUUUUGUCAAAUGUGACCUUUCUUCAAAUGUGCUACUUUAAGCCAAUUGAAAGUACAUAUCAGAUCACAUACUGAUGAAAGACCUUUUAGUUGCGAAUUUUGUGACCAUAAAUGUUCUCAUUCAAAUGAUUUGAAGAAACACAUCUGACAACACACUGGGGGAAAGCCGGUGAAGAAAAAAUUUUGAGAUAUUUAUUUAUACAAUAUGAUAGUUUCCACUGAGUAUAACAAGACCCAUAGUGGGAAAAAACAAAGUAGCACUGUACAUGAAUGAAUAAACUAUAAAUUAAUGUAAAUCUAGAAUUAUGAUUUGAUAAACUAGAAUUAUGAAUUAUGUGACUUUUAGUGUGCUGAAUUAUGUACUUUGAAGGCACAUAAUAUUAGAGCCCAUACAGUUGAAAAGUAAUUGAAUAAGUAGUCUUAGUAGUUUUAUUGACAUUGUUUUGUUUCUCAGUCGAUCAAGAUUUGUGUGAUUGGUUUCAGAUUCUUGUGCGCUUAAUAAUUUAUUGUAACUUAAUUGAGUAAAUUCCAACUGAAUAGGAGAGCAAAAGUACAAUUGUAUGCAAGUUGAGUCUAUGUAUUUAAACAUCUACCAGAUUUACUUUUCUCCUUAUAUUAACUUAUCCAGAAAUAUAAAUUUGCAGAAAUCAAAGCAACAAGUUGGUGAGUUUCUAAUGCUUCAUCCUUAAAACUUGGUCUUGCAAGGAGCUCUCUCACUCUCAUUAAAGGAAAAGAAUAUUCAUGCCUCUUCAAUUGUAAAAUCGUAAAAUUCAAAGCAAUCUACACAUAAUAUUUUUCCAAAUUCAAAUUAUUUAUUUGCAAUUUCAUUCGUUUACAAUAUGAUUUACAACAUGUAAAGAAUUUCUGCAUUGUCACAAUAAUUCUACAUAAUUCAAUUAUAUGAAUCACAAAUUAGACACUAAAUCAUUUGAAUCACAUAAUAAGACACUAAAUAAGUUUAGUAACUAUUAUAAAACUACAUUUUUUUAUUUGAAUCCAAUCAAGCCUUGUGUGUAGAUAGGUUGGAGUUGGAUCGAAGGGAGGAAAGCGGUAAAAAAAUUAAAAUAAUCAAAAGUCAUUCAUCUAAAAACUCGCGAACCGAGUAAUAAGUUCUAUUUGUCAAAUACUUUGAGAUAUUCUUCUUGAAUUGAAAUUUGGAAUUAAAAACUUUCGUUUCGCUUAGAAAAUUGUAAGUAAAUGUAGUAUUUGUUUUCUAUGGGAGAACAUACGGUAGGCUACCUAAUAUUCUUCAAGACACCAAUGAGCCUCACAACUGUUAUAUGUCAGCUAAGUCCGCCAGUUUAUAGUGUUCUUGUGGAAUCAUGUUUAAUCUGAAUAGUCAUUAUCAGACUCACUGUCAUAAUUAUGUAAAGUGUUUAGUUGUAGAGUGCUAGUAAAUCGAUAAUUAUCCAAUCAAUCUCACAACACAGAAAGAUUGUCUUGUUGGGAGAUUCAUACACGAAUCAAGGUUCAUCUGAUAUAUAAAAUCAAUGUUAGCUCAUUGAAUUUGAGCAUUGAGUAAUUGUCAUGUGUUCAGUUAUGAAUCUAUUUCUAUUAAAUCACUUGACAAUGUUUGGAAAAUUACAAAUGUUUUCUGGAUGCUGACUGUUUCACUGUUGCCAUGUUUAUUUGAACUUGAAAACUACAAAAUUCUCACCCACUGACUCAAUUAUCUAUCAUCUUUCUCAAUUGAAAGUCAUUGCUAUACAAUUUUCAUUGCAAUGUUUAUUUAUUUCCAUGACUGAGUUCAGUAUUAGUGUGAAGUAGAUGGAAAGUGUAAGCUACCUGCAAUAUUGACAAUGUAAUCCCUAGUACAACAAUUGAUAUAAUUGUCUAGAAAAUGUGUGGAAACGAUGCUAUAGUGUGUUCCAUGUUAUAAUGGCAGUGGAUAAAGAUAGAAGAAUAGCGAUGCCGAUUCUCUGCAUUAAAAGUCCUAACUCCACCUAAUAAAGAUUUUUUUCAUUUUCAUUAAUUAAUUAUAUUUCUACACUGUCAAAAACAUAAUUGUCAUCGUUGUGGACCUAGAAAAAAAUAGUACCACCGGCUUUGUCAAAUGAUACACAAGGAUAGCAAAACCAAAGUUGAUCAAAUACUGUCAUUAUAACGUGGACCUCACUAUAGAUUCAUUCUUUUUUCUCUGAGAAGUAGUUUUAAUGAGAAUAAUAAUUUUAUUGAUUCAUUCAUAUGAUUCAUUUGAAAUCAUUUAAUAAUCCAUUCAUUGAUUGUGUUGACAAAUUAAUAUUAUUAAUCAUCCGAGAAAUGUUCUUCUUUAUCUCGUGGAAAAUAUUAUAAAAUAUUAAACAGUCUAUUGUGAGAUAUCCUUGCUUAGUCGUUUUGUCGAUUAUUUAUUGCUGUAUAUAGGUGUGUAUCUAUUGCACUGUGUACUCGUACUUCUUACUCAUUUUGUUGCUUCAUUGGCAGGUAUCAGUCCUCUGACAUUCAUUUGUUAGUUUUAUUCAUUUUUUGUAACAUUUUAUUUUCAUUUUAGAAUCUUUUCAUUUCUAUAUUCCGUUUUAUGAUAUUUUCUUGUAUACAUCUAUUUUUUCCUUCUCUUGUAUUUCUUUAGUUUUUUAUUUUAACAAUAUUGCAAUUGUAAGUUACAUUGCUCUUUGUAUUUUGAUUUUAUAAUAAUUUUGUAUUGUUGUAUUUGUGUAGGAGACACAUUAGGGGUAACCUGUUGUCUCCAUAAAUAAAUAAAUUUAAUUUAUUUGUACUAGUUUAUUCAACAACAAAACGUCAA